CCUAAUAUUAAACUAGAGAAUGCAUUGCAUGUGGUCUCCUUUGAGAUUAGAGAAUUUUCUUUUUUAUUAAUCCAAUCACCAGACUGCCCAUACACUCUGCAAUUUUUCUCAUCAGUCCUGCAAUAAAAAGAUCGCUCACAGCUUACUUCUAAGCAUUCUCACUCCUUCCUCUCCUUUCUAAUUCUCUGCCCCCUUUCGCUCUUAUCAACCAGGUGAGCUCUUGUUGACUGGGAGGCAGAAAGAAGAUGGGGGAAGAGGCAAAACAGGAAGAGGUUAAGGCAAAGGCCAAGCCAGAGGAGAAGAAGGAAGAGCCACCACAGCCACCCUCUCCAGUCGUCUUGUAUAUCGACCUGCAUUGUGUUGGGUGUGCCAAGAAAAUUGAGAAGCUCAUCAUGAAAAUAAGAGGAGUGGAAGCAGUGGUGAUCGAUAUGGCUCAAAACCAAGUGACAUUGAAAGGCGUAGUCGAUCCUCAAGUGGCUUGUAACAUGAUCAUGAAGAGAACCAAGCGGAGAGUCAAAGUUAUAUCUCCUUCGUUACCUGCGGCCGAAGGCGAAGCAGCAGCUCCACAACUUGGCAGUUCACAGGUUUGUGGAUCGACGACUGUGGAGCUGAAUGUGAACAUGCAUUGCGAGGCCUGUGCCGAGCAACUUAAAAGAAAGAUCCUCAAAAUGAGAGGAGUUCAAACAGCUGCGACAGAACUUAGUACCGGGAAGGUCACAGUGACGGGAACCAUGGAAGCAGACAAGCUCGUCGACUAUGUCUACCGAAGGACCAGAAAGCAAGCCCGGAUAGUUCCUCGACCCGAACCUGAACUCGAAAAGAAAGAGGAGGAGAAGGAAGCUGAGAAGCCGGCAGAGGAAACGAAAGCCGAGGGAAAGAAAGAAGAGAAUGGUGAGCAGAAGAGUGAGGAUAAGCCAGAAGAAAAGAAGGGAAACAAGGGCGAAGAGGAAGGUGGUGGCGAGAGCAAGGAAGAGGAGGCCGAGAAGGAAGGAGAAGAAGAACAAGAAGCAGCAACGGCGAAUCAUACUAUUGUGGAUGACGAGGGUAUGAGGAGGAUGAUGCAUUAUUAUCAGUCACUCUAUGUCAUUGAGAGACUCCCACCUCCUCAGCUCUUCAGUGAUGAGAACCCCAAUGCUUGCUGCAUCUCCUAGUCUUCGUCAAUGUCCAAAGGGUUGCAACAUCAAUGAAAUAAUUAAUCAUCCUUUGUAUCU
Messenger RNA from Rhodamnia argentea, 1211 nucleotides. Its product is annotated as heavy metal-associated isoprenylated plant protein 9-like. The record is from RefSeq and is a predicted model, not a curated record. The transcript has 5 exons. Gene Ontology annotation, molecular function: metal ion binding. Lineage: Eukaryota; Viridiplantae; Streptophyta; Magnoliopsida; Myrtales; Myrtaceae. The coding region runs from base 246 to 1151 and encodes 301 amino acids.